Messenger RNA from Durio zibethinus, 1703 nucleotides. Its product is annotated as UDP-glycosyltransferase 74B1-like. The record is from RefSeq and is a predicted model, not a curated record. Lineage: Eukaryota; Viridiplantae; Streptophyta; Magnoliopsida; Malvales; Malvaceae. Gene Ontology annotation, molecular function: quercetin 3-O-glucosyltransferase activity; quercetin 7-O-glucosyltransferase activity.
CCUUCUCAAUUUGCUCUAUAAAAGACGCCCUUGCUCGCAAGCAGCCUUCAAAUUCAUCAGAGACCCUUUAGCAAAGGAAAACAAAAAAUGGAAGAUAAACGGUUUAAAGGGCACGUAGUAGUACUGCCGUACCCUAGCCAAGGCCACAUAAACCCUCUUCUCCAAUUUGCGAAACGUUUAGCCUCUAAAGGUGUCAAGGCAACGCUAGCCACAACCCAUUACACCGUCAAGUCCAUAAGUGCGGCUCAUAUUGGGGUCGAGUCCAUCUCUGAUGGGUUCGAUCAAGGUGGCUUUUCUCAAGCGGGAAAUGUAGAUUUUUACCUUAAGUCAUUCUGGGACAAUGGCUCCAGAACCCUUUCUGAACUGAUCCAAAAGUUCAGAAACUCUAGCACCCCUGUUAAUUGUAUAGUGUAUGACUCGUUUCUGCCAUGGGCUCUUGAUGUGGCAAAGCAGCAUGGGAUUUAUGGAGCUGCAUUCUUUACCAAUUCUGCCGCGGUGUGUAGCAUCUUUGCUCAUAUUCAUGGUGGCCUGCUUGCUCUGCCACUUACUCCUGACAGAGCACCCCUAAUAUUACCAGGACUUCCUCCUUUGAACUUUCGUGACUUGCCCACUUUUCUGAGGUUCCCAGAUAGUUAUCCUGCGUACUUGGCCAUGAAAUUGAGUCAAUUUUCGAAUUUGAAUAAAGCUGAUUGGAUUUUUGAUAACACCUUUGAAGACCUGGAAGGAAAGGAAGCAAUGGCCGUAUCAGAGCUCUGGCCAGCGAAGUUGAUUGGCCCGAUGGUACCAUCUGCUUACUUGGAUGAAAGGAUCAAAGGUGACAGAGGUUAUGGCUCAAGUUUAUGGAAGCCACUUAGCGAAGAGUGCAUGGAAUGGCUAGAAACAAAGCCAUCUGGAUCCGUGGUCUAUGUUGCUUUUGGAAGCAUGAUUUCAUUAACAGAGGAGGAAAUGGAAGAGAUCGCCUGGGGCUUAAAGGAAAGCAAUUUGCAUUUCCUGUGGGUUGUAAGAGAGUUAGAACAGAAAAAACUGCCCAAAUGGUUCGUAGACUCAACUCAAGAAAAGGGCAUGGUCGUAACAUGGUGUAACCAACUAGAAAUGCUGGCACAUCCAGCCGUAGGCUGCUUUGUGACACACUGUGGGUGGAACUCAACCCUGGAAGGGCUGAGCCUUGGCGUGCCAAUGGUUGGUGUGCCCAAAUGGACUGAUCAAUUGACCGAUGCAAAAUUUGUGGAGGAGAUUUGGGAGAUAGGAGUGAGGGCCAAAGAGGAUGAGAAGGGAGUUGUGAGGAAAGAAGAGCUGAUGAAGUGCUUGAAGAAAGUAAUGGAAGGGGAGAGAAGCGAAGAGUUGAAGAGAAACGCCAACAGGUGGAGGGAGUCAGCUAAGAAAGCAAUCACUGAAGGAGGGAGCUCGGAUAAGUGUAUUAAUGAAUUUGUGGAACAUUUGAUGGCUUCUUACAGAAACUUGAAUGGACACUGUUAAACAAAUUAAUUACGAUUGUGCCUACUUCAUUUCUGUACUAUUGAAGAUAUAGUGUGCACUCAGAUUUCUCAGUUUCUAGCAUUAUUCUGGUUCUGGUUGAAGUAGUGUGUAGUUGGUUUGUUAUUCUCAUGAAGCCUUUAGUUCAAAUUUGUCCUUUUUUUGUUUUUUAUUCAUUGAUUCCUCUUAGUUAAUCAACUUUUUAGCAUAUGGAAUUGAAUAUAUCAUCU